CCUUCGGUAAGGUUACGCCGUACGGAUGUGUUUGGUUCACUGCCCCGCAACACCAGCAGCCUGAGCUCCGACCCCAGCUCUUCAAGUUCAUUGUUGGGCGUUGUUGCCAUAGCCACGUCAAUAUCUAGGUCCCUCCUCUGCCGAAAGCUUGGAGAUCAGCAGUCCAUCACCAUGUACGCGUUAUCGCUGACGGCAGAACUGGCAGGUGUCACCAACCUGCGCCCGAACGAUACCCCGGAGAACCCUUUCCAUUAUACGUUCAAGGUGCAAUGCACAUCUUGCAGAGAGGUGCAUCCCAAUCCGGUGACCGUCAGCCGCUUCGACACCAACGAGAUGAGCGGGAGCCGCGGCGAGGCCAACUUUGUAUGGAAGUGCAAGAACUGCAAGAGGGAAUCCUCAGCGUCCAUCAAGGCUGCGCCGACUCCGUACGAGCAGGCCGAGCCGGCGAGAGCACAGAAUGUUCUCGAGUUCGAUUGCCGUGGCCUCGAGUUCACCGAGUUCAUUCCCGAGGGAGAGUGGCUCGCGGACGGCAUCGAGUCUAAUAGCAAGUUCGAAGCCAUAGAUCUGACAGAAGGGGAGUGGUUCGACUACGAUGAGAAGGCGGGAGAGGAGACUGUCGCCGAAUGCUGAACGUCCAACCUCAGGUUGGCAAGGUAUGCCCUUUGUGUGUUCUGGAUGUGGCCAAGCCAUUUCAAAACCAGAGGACCAUUCGUUAUUACGGUACCGUUGUGUAUUACAGUACGCGA
Messenger RNA from Thermothielavioides terrestris NRRL 8126, 746 nucleotides. RefSeq lists its product as uncharacterized. Lineage: Eukaryota; Fungi; Ascomycota; Sordariomycetes; Sordariales; Chaetomiaceae. Bases 172 to 630 code for a protein of 152 amino acids. Gene Ontology annotation, molecular function: zinc ion binding. The transcript is spliced from 6 exons. The record is from RefSeq and is a predicted model, not a curated record.